AUGACGAAAAAAGACAAGAAGAAACUUAAGGUAAGCACGGUGGUGACCAAGGAGGGCGAAAGUAUAAAGGUUUUCGAAGAUUUGGAGAGCUUUGAGCUUUACAUCAAAAACGAGACAGAAGACGAGGAGUUCGACCAUGUGCGUUGCCAUUUAAAGUACUUCCCACCAUUUGUGCUCCACGAGUCUCACGACGACCCAGAGAAAAUCAAGGACUCGGCCAACUCGCACAGCAGGAAGUUCGUGCGGCACUUGCACCAACAUGUGGAAAAACAUCUACUCAAAGACAUUACCGAGAGGUUGCAGAUCCCCACGCUCAAAUUCAAGGACAAAUCAAAAGUCGAGACUCCAGACCACAUCGUCUGGAAGUACAACGAGCGUACCGAAUACCACAGUCGCGAAUUCGACAUCCACGUCACCGUAGAAUGUCACCACGAUAGCGCUUUGGUCGACGUAGACUAUCUCACCGAGCCCAUUCGCCAACCGGUCGCUGCGGCCUGA
Messenger RNA from Lachancea meyersii CBS 8951, 498 nucleotides. Lineage: Eukaryota; Fungi; Ascomycota; Saccharomycetes; Saccharomycetales; Saccharomycetaceae. The record is from the annotation of a GenBank genome assembly.